Molecule: messenger RNA, 3528 nt
Organism: Penicillium subrubescens
Lineage: Eukaryota; Fungi; Ascomycota; Eurotiomycetes; Eurotiales; Aspergillaceae
Product: ATP-dependent 3'-5' DNA helicase
Exons: 1
Coding region: 1-3528 (1175 amino acids)
Molecular function (GO): ATP binding; nucleic acid binding
Source: RefSeq, a predicted model, not a curated record
AUGAUGGACACUCCAAAAGUUCCCGCUUCAAAUCCCUUGAAGCGGAAGCAGAGCCAUGAUGGAGAUGAUCGGGCUCCUAGCCCCGCUAAUGCUCCAUCCUCGAACGCGUCGUCAGUAGGCGGCACCGACAACGCCGCAGAGACCGCUUCCAUUCACGAUGCAUCCGAUUCGCAAACCACGGAGGGUGGAACAACUACAAAGAGGAGAAAAGGGCAAGGAAAGAAAUCGGCUGCCUCGAACCCACGAUCCAAAGCUCCGAAAAAGAGAACUCCUUCUAUGCCAUGGCCAGACGAACUUAAACGCCUAUCGCAGACUCAUCGCGCUCUGAACCUCGUUUAUACCUUCUGCUGUACGCGAAAACACUUCAUCACGACAUUUGACAAUAUCAAAAAAGCUGUUCAGGCGCAGCUCGGCCAAGGUCGAGAACUCACAGUCGAGGAUGUGGCCAGGGUCAAGGUGUUGGUCCCUCGGUCGGUGCGGUUCGAGUAUGUCGAUGAGGCUCGACUAGAGAUCAUGACGGUUGGCGAUAGAGAAAGUGUGGAUUAUGGAUCACGAGGGGUUCACAAUACGCUCGCUACCGAGAUGACCGAUAUUGGCACACAUCAAAAUGACGGAAGGAAGGACGUUCUUCUGUUCGAAUUCGUGGAUGGUGACCUUAAGCGGGAGGUACAAAAUCCUAAGACCGGAGAGCCGUCUAAACCUACACGUCGCAUGAAGGAUGAGGACUUGAAGAUGCCGGUAUACAGCCAGAAGCAGAUGCUCGCUCUUAUUGAAAAACGCAACACCAAAUUCACUGAUGCGAUUGAUGCGUUUCUCGUCCGCUGUGAGGACGAGGGGCUCGAGCCUGUAGAGACUUUGGAACAGGAGAAGAAUUUAUUUCUUCCCACGCCUCCUGGUAGCGAGGUAAACACUCCUGCUUUUGCCAAGGCACCUACAACUAUUCCUAAAGAACGCAAAUCUAUCGCGGAAAUUAUCGCCGAGAUCCGAGAGAUGGAGUGGUAUCAUGCUCAGAUCGUCCCGGAAGGGCAUCGAGUAUUUGAUGCGCAAUCUCCUGUUUUCGGUGAUUUGUCAUUUCAACUGUCACAAGACCUUGUCAACGCGCUCUACAAUACGAAAGGCAUCACACAGCUCUACUCUCACCAGGCCGAGGCAAUCAAUCAUCUAUACGAAGGUCACAAUGUGAUUGUAUCUACCUCAACAAGCUCGGGAAAGUCACUCAUCUACCAGAUCCCCAUGCUUCACGAACUGGAAAAAGAUCCUGACAGUAGGGGCAUGUAUAUCUUCCCUACCAAAGCCCUGGCUCAAGACCAACGACGCAGCAUGAUGGAUCUGUUGCGGUUCAUGGACGGCUUUCAGCAAACGAUAGUGGAAACCUUCGAUGGAGAUACGCCGAUGGGUAGCAGAAAUGUCAUCCGGGAUGAGGCUCGCAUCAUCUUCACUAAUCCCGACAUGCUACACAUCACCAUCCUCCCACAGGAAAGUGCCUGGCGCACUUUUUUGAAGAACUUGAAGUUCGUGGUUGUAGAUGAGCUGCAUGUGUACAAUGGCUUGUUCGGGUCCCAUGUAGCAUAUAUCAUGCGACGACUCCGGAGGAUCUGUGCCGCGGUGGGCAAUCGACAUGUCAAGUUCAUAUCCUGCUCCGCUACAGUUGCGAAUCCAGAGCAGCACAUGAAAUCGAUCUUCGGCGUGAAGGAUGUGAAAUUGGUGGAUUAUGAUGGAUCUCCGUCAGGCCGAAAGGAAUUUGUCUGCUGGAAUACACCGUUCAAAGAUCCGGCUGAUCCAACCUCUGGGCGCGGUGAUAGCGUCGCUGAGACUGCACGUCUGUUCUGUCAAUUAGUUCUUCGAGGAGUCAGGGUGAUUGCUUUUUGCAGAGUACGAAAGCUGUGUGAAAUCCUCUUGCAAGCUGUCCGCAAUGAAUUCCAGGCUCUGGAAAGACCCGAAGUUGGCAAGAUGGUCAUGGGCUAUCGAGGUGGAUACAGUCCACAGGACCGUCGACGGAUUGAAAAGGAGAUGUUCGAAGGGAAAUUAAUGGGAAUCGUGGCAACCAAUGCGUUAGAGCUCGGAGUCGACAUCGGCUCCCUUGAUGCAGUGAUAACGCUUGGUUUUCCAUAUUCAAUCUCUAAUUUGCGACAGCAAAGUGGUCGUGCAGGCCGGCGAAACAAAGACUCGUUGUCUGUGCUGGUUGGGGAGAGAUACCCAACUGACCAGCAUUACAUGCAAAACCCAGACGAGAUUUUCACGCGACCAAAUUGCGAGCUGCAAAUUGACUUGUCCAAUGAGCUCAUUCAGGAGGGACACGUCCAGUGUGCGGCCUUUGAAAUGCCUAUUCGCCCAGACGAAGACUAUGUCUACUUCGGCGAGCAACUAUUCGCCCUUGCCGCUACUCGAUUGAUCAAGGAUAGCAUGGGUUUCUAUCACUGCCAUGACCGGUUCCGGCCCCAGCCAUCGCGGUGCGUGAACAUUCGCGACACAGAGGAUACACACUUUGCCGUGAUCGACACAACGAACAAUCGCAAUGUUGUUCUUGAAGAAGUCGAGGCUUCACGUGCGUUCUUCACCAUCUAUGAAGGUGGCAUCUUCCUACAUCAAGGUCAAACAUACAUUGUCAAGGAGCUCAACCCAGAGCGCCACUUUGCACGCGUGUUGCGCGUUCACGUCGAUUGGAGCACCAUGCAACGUGACUACACAGACAUUGACCCAAUCGAGACCGAGGCCAUGCGUCUCGUCGGUACGGGACACGAUUCCUGCCGCGCCUUUUUCGGCGCUGUGCAAAUCCACGCCGUUGUCUACGGUUUCUUCAAGAUUGACAAGCGCGGCCGUAUUCUCGACGCUGUCGCUGUCGACAAUCCCCCAAUCGACCUGUUCACAAAGGGUAUGUGGCUAAACGUACCCUCGCGAGCCAUCGAUAUACUCGAGUCGCACAGACUCAACGUUGCAGCCGCCAUUCACGCUGCAGAGCACGCGGUCCUCUCACUCCUCCCCUCUUUCGUGAUAUCUUCACCCGGUGACGUCCGCACAGAAUGCAAGGUCGCCAAGAAAGAGAUCAGUAGCGGGCUACGUCGUGCGAAUGCAUCAGGCAAGUCCAACGCAGAACUGGAGAAGAAGAUCCAACCACCAUCCCGCCAGCGACCUGCACGAUUGACCUUCUACGAUGCAAAGGGUGGGUCCUGCGGGUCUGGCAUUGCGAGCAAGGCGUUCGAAUUUAUCGGGUUACUUCUGAGACGGGCAGUCGCUCGCAUCGACUCUUGCUCUUGUCUCUCGCCCCAGGGGUGCAUCGAGUGCGUUUGUGAUGAGCGAUGUAAGGAGAUGAACGUUGUCAUGAGCAAGGCCGGUGCGGGUGUUAUUCUUCGCUGUUUACUAGGGUGGGAGGUAGAUGUUGAUGCUUUGCCUUGGGGCGAGGAUGUGGAGGGGUUGGAAUUGGGUCAUGGCAGUAGUCGGGAAUUGGCCGGUGGGUGGGAGACGGUUGUGAGGGCGAAGGAAGUCCCCUGGAAGGCUGGUUGUGGCCCACAAGAGAAGGAGGACUCCUAA